UUGAUUCUUUUUGCUAAUAUAUAUAUGAGAGAGAGAGAGAGAGAGGUGAUGAAAAGACUUUUGAUUGGUUUUGAUAUAUAGUGGAGUAAAGUUUUUCUUUUUUUCGCUUAUAAUGUUUUUAGGGGUGAUAUUUCCCUUACCAAUAAGUUGAUUAUCUAAAAGCUGAAUUCUACUUUUUUAUUAUCAGUUUUAACCUAUAAUAAACUGCACCAAACAAGACCCAAGUGAGUAUUUCGGAUUUAUUUUUUUAGUAUUUUUUUGAUUUUUAGUAUAAAAAAAAUUAUUUAAAUUCAUACAAAAAUUAUACUUUUACAUUCCACUUGACUAGAAAAAUGAAAAAAGUAAAAAUAAAAUUUUAAAAUGUCUAAUAAAGAUGAAAAUUUUGACUUUUUGUACUUUAAGAAAUAAAAUUAUUUAAGUACUUUUUUUCUUAAACAAAAUUUAGAGUCCCCACUAUCACAGGGGUGAGUUUGGCAUCUAAUUAAAAAAAAAAAAAAACACAUUUUAGCUAUAAAACAAAAAGAUCAUAUUUUUAUCAUUUUUAGUUAUUGCUAUAGUAUCUUCAUAUAUUAAUUUAGGAAAAAUUACCCAAAAAUUCCGUUUGGGAAAAUGUUGGUUUAUUUAAUCAUGGAAGUUUUUUUUCAAGCCAAUUAGUCUUUUUAUUUAUGGUAGAUUGUGGAGUUUACUUGUUUACCCUUAAAUGUUAUUUUAGUUGUGAUUUUUUCCUAAUGUUUGGGUGGGUUGGUGGUAUGGUGUUAAUUUUUUCAUAAUUUUGAAAGAAAACUUCCAAGACUAAAUAGAGAAAUAUUUUCCCAAAUGAAAUUUUUGAAUAAUUUUUCCAUAAAGUUAUAAAAGGCAUAUUAUAUACGUUGUAACAUUUACCUUUUGGCAAAUGGUAAUCUUGUGUUGUGUUGUGUUGUUUUUGAUAAACUUGCGUGAACUUAAAGGUAAGUCUUAUGGACCAACCAUUUCUCUUAUUAAAUAUUUACUAUUAUUAUUAUUAUGUUGACUAUAUGAAAGCUACUCCAAAAAAAUAAAAUAAAAAUAAAAAUAAAACUUAUGAAAGUUGCUUUAAGAGAAUUUAAUGUUCUUAUAAUGCCGUGGUUUUGGCUAGGUCGACCCUAUUUAUUUCAGCCGACUAAGGAGUGUUUGUUACACCUUAAAUGAUGAUUUAUUUUAAUUGAAAAGUUUGUAUUAGAUUGUUUAGUGUAAUUUUUAUUUAUAUUUUAUUAGGUGAACAUAGUUUAAAUAAGUUGAUUAUCUAAAAGUUGAAUUCUACUUUUUUAUUAUCAGUUUUAACCUAUAAUAAACUGGACCAAACAAGACCCAAGGGAAUAUUUUGGAUUUAUUUUUUUAGAUUUAUUUUUUUGAUUUUUAGUAUAAAAAAAAAUCAUUUAAAUUCAUACAAAAAUUAUACUUUUACAUUCCACUUGACUAGAAAAAUGAAAAAAAGUAAAAAUAAAAUUUAGAAUGUCUACUAAAGAUGAAAAUUUUGACCUUUUGUACUUUAUGAAAUAAAAUUAUUUAAGUACUUUUUUCUUAAACAAAAUUUAGAGUCCCGACUAUCAUAGGGGUGAGUUUGGCAUCUAAUUAAAAAUAACAAAAAAACACACAUUUUAUCUAUAAAAAAAAAAGAUCAUAUUUUUAUCAUUUUUAGUUAUUGCUAAAAUAUCUUCAUAUAUUACAUUAGGAAAAAUUAUCCAAAAAUUCCAUUUGGGAAAAUGUUGCUCUAUUUAAUCCUGAAAGUUUUCUUUCAAACCAAUUAGUCUUUUUAUUUAUGCUAUAUUGUGGAGUUUACUUGUUUACCUUAUGGUGUUAAUUUUUCCGUAAAGCCCAGAAACUUCUGCUCUCUCUCUAGCCAAGAAACUUCUCCUCUCUCUCUCUAAAGAUAUAUAACCAUCUCUACAUCUCUCUCUUUUUUCUCAAGAAACAAACAAACAAUGGAUCAGAAAGUUCUUCAAUUAGAAACUCAAAAAAUCACAAACCCAACAACUCUCUCGUAAUGGAUUGUGCAAGCGCACUCAACGACUCUUUCGAGCUCAAAUCCAUCGAAUGCCAACUUCACUCCGCCAUUUCUUCUAGAACCCUCUCCAUUUCUCGCUUAUCCGAUCACCACCACCCGCCAUCACUUUCGCCGCCGCAACAACCUCCACAACCCAUCUCCAAAAAAUCCUCAAAAUUUUCUCGUUCGUUUCACAAACUUCUUCAAUCCAUUUUUGGCCCCAAAACAAGUGAAAUCAGGAUCGCAAGACCCAUUUUUUGCUAUUUUUGAUGGGUCAUGCCCGCUUUCAACCAUUCCAGAAGUGUCAAAGAGUGGCAACGGAAUUUUGCUGGAGUUAAGUUGAUGGCGGCGGCAGCGGUGAUAAAAAAGUUAGCCUUUGAGCAGUUCACCGUCACCACUUCAAAUGAACUAAACCCCUCUCUCUCUCUCAUAGCAACCAUUGCAGCAGAACCAUCAUCAAAUGAGGCCAACAUUUUGGCCUUAGUGAGCUCUCAACCCUCUCCGACUCCAAUUGCGCCGCCAUUGGAGGACUCUGCUGGAAAAGAAAACCAUGAGAGCCUCUCACAGUCUCAAUCCGCCAAGAAAACUAAGAAAGCAGGGAUGAAAGCAAAACAACAACAACAACAAAAUCAAUCAUUUGAGAAGGAGUUGCAAGAAAUGCACGAAAAGCUUUAACAUUUGAGGAUCGAGAAGGAGCGAACUGAGGAGCUAUUGAAGGUAAGAGAGGAGACUUUGAA
Molecule: messenger RNA, 2739 nt
Organism: Camellia sinensis
Lineage: Eukaryota; Viridiplantae; Streptophyta; Magnoliopsida; Ericales; Theaceae
Source: RefSeq, a predicted model, not a curated record